CUUGCUCCUUUGUCGCCUUGUUGGCGUCUGCUGCCCGUCGUUGCCACGGCAACCGGUACAAGCGGCGCUCAGGCGGCAGAAUACAAGAGGAAGAGAUUGUACUACAACUUUACAAAACCCUGUCAGACCGCACCCAGCACACACUGUGAGCAUUUGAAGGAAUGUUACUUUGAUUUACGAGAAUGAUACCUGGACUCCAAGAGUAGAUUUAUGUUGCCAAAUAAUAACUAGAAACUAGAAACACAAAUAGAAGAUGCCGAAGAAAGAAAAGUCUGCAAAGGCAGCCAAGAAACCACAGGCAAGUUCCACAGCAUGGGAGGAAGGACUACUGGUAGCUCAGAUUGAAGGGGAGCACUGGAGGCCCGCUAUUUACUUUGCGGUGGGUGAGGACCUGGAGAAUGAGAUGUUCCUUGCUGCCCUCUCUGCAGCUAUCGAAGUCCCACUGCGUAAGCUCUUCAGUACCAUUUCCUGGGAAGGAACGCUGAAGCUGAUCUCUGAGCUUGGAGACGUAAAGAAUCAGAAGCUAACCGAUCUCCCUAUGUUUUAUGAGAUCACAGAAACAGCGUGGGCCUUGCUGUCUAAAGGAGAAGAGAUUCCAUUGCUACUGAUGGCUAAACUGCUCAAGUUUCAGGUCCUGUGGCUCAAACAGAAAGACCUUCAAAGUAAAGGCCUUGAAAUGAAAGCUCCAGGAGAGGAAGAGACAACUAUCUCACAAAGUGCUGGCAAGAAAAAAGCUGACAGAAAGUCUGCAAACAAAGGGAAGGCCAAAGUGGAAAGGAAAUCUCCUGAACCACCAGUACCCAAAAAGACCACCAAACUAUUGAAGCGGGGUGAAGUGGAGUUUAUAGAUAGAUGCAUUAAUGACGAGCCUGAUGAUGGUCCUCAUCGCUACAUCAUCAUUCAAGGUUUCCAAAAUCUUCAGCUCCUCCUCCUCUUGGGAGAAUUAGGAAUUGAUAUAUCUGCUGUAAUAAAAAUCCGUUAUGAAAGGAAUAAGAACCCUCCGAAAACGGACAUUAUUGAACCUGAGGAGCAAAUCCCUGAGAUACUUGAAGUUACUGAAGCAGAGAUAGAGCAGAAAGAGAAGGCCAUCAAAAGUCUGGAAUUUUUUUGGAACUACUUGGAGCCAGUUCUGAAUAGUGGAAUUCUUGGAUCUAAACUGUUUGAUAUUGCCAGACUCCAGUGUACUGUGAGAGAGGAUAUGUUACCAGAUGAUUGGACUGAUGAUACAAAGGUGGAGCUGGGUGCAGCAAUAUUUGAAGAUAUUGCUACCAUGAUAUACGAUUGUGAAGAAUGGAGACGACAGUAUAAGAAUUAUGUGCUCAAUGUCAAGAUGAUUACAGUCCCAGAAGCUUCAAAAUAUGAAGAGUUGCUUGGACUUCAGACUCCUAUCAGCAGGUUGAAGCAAUCCUCAGUCCAAUUGUCACUUUCUCCCGAGCCAGACACUUCAACAUACCAACAAGUCGAUAUGAGGUAUUAUAAUGAUCUAAUGAGCCUAAUACCCCUGGAGAGUCUCUCUGUGCCUUUAAUAUUACACUGUGUGUUGGAACAGGUUGUUGCAACGGAAGAAAAUCUAACUCCUCCAUGUGAAAUUGUUCCGAAACCAAGAAAAGAUGGUCUGGAGCAGAGUCUGGUAGAUCAUUUAAUAUCGACUGUGCUUAGUCUCUCCAUAUCUGAAGCUGAGAAAAAGAAAAUUGUUAAAGAGCUCAAGAAGCCCCAACACGUGCCGCAGAAUGUACAGUCCACAGACCCGCCAUCUGCCGAAACAAAACAGGAUGAGGUGACUAAUGAAGACAAGAAUUUUCCGGCAGAGGAAGCCACUGAGCAAUCGAUCCACGAGGAAGAAGAACAGAGCAUAACUGAGGAGAUGAGCAAUUCUGAACAAAUCCAAGAAUAUGUAAAGGUGAAACAGCCCCUCCUUCUUAAUCUCCAUGACACUAUGACACAGCGGACACACCAUCUGAAGGUAAUUCAGGGCUUUGACCCUGCCAAAGUUGAGCAGGAAAUGAUGAAAACGUCACUAGUGGCGACGUCCCUUAAUUUUACUCCUCCUUCUCCUGAACAUGAAGAUAAACGAUUGGCGAAUAUUCAAGACCUUAUGUACCAUUGUACCAGUGAGAAGGUGACGAAUUCUGAAGUGGAAAGAACUUUCAAGCAAUUUUUGUUUGAGAGCAUGAAGUUCACCAAAGUGGAUGCAAAUGGAGAAUUGGAAGAGAAAGGGAACAUGUUGGGGGAGAUGCCUGAAUCGUCAUACAUACCCUGGGAUGACCCUGUCAGGUUUGCAAAGGAAAUGAAAGAAAUUGCUAAUACCAAGAUGAUGCAGGCACCAAACGAUUAUUCAGAGGACCCAUAUACCAAAGGCUCUGAAGAAGGUGACACAUGCCCUUUAAAGGUUAAUAAACAGCGUUCGAGCAAAUGCAAAAGGGUCUGCAAUAAUUCACCCAGUUCAGAACAACUUGCAAAUGAUCCUGAAAUGACGGAGAGGGAAAGCAGAAGAGAGAGUUUAAUUGAAAAGAUUAAAGAUUACAGUCUAAGGAUUGAUAUAGAACAGAUCGAGAAACUGCAGCUCCGAUCACUCACGGAAUGGUGCUAUGCUGAGCAACAUGAUCCAUUAGUGCUGAUGCAGGUUCUUCAGGAAGCGGUGCCAUUUUAUAGAUGUCUGGAUACGUACCAGCACAGGCAGGACAACUCCAUACUAUUGGUCUUACAUAAUCCCAUGAACAAACACCGUAAAUGUAUCCAGUCUUGGGAGGCAGCCCUGCACUCUGAUGUCGGGUUCAGAAAUUAUGUGGAACAUGUUGCUCAUUUGAUCACAGACUGGGUGGAAGAAGAGGAAGUCAAGUACCAGGAGGAGUUGGCAGCCAAAGAAGCUCUGCUGGAAGCUCAGAAAUUACUGCCGCCUCCACCUGAAGUACCUGUAGAACCCGUCCCCACUGCUGAGAAAUUAAAGAGGGGCAAAGCUGGCUCAGGAAAUAAAUCUCAAGCUUUAAAAGUUCAGCCCAAGCCAGAACCAGUUGUUGAAGAGGAAGAUAAAGAAAAAAUGAAUGAAUCUUUCAUUCGUGAAGGAUCACUUAAAGCUUGGAAGAAAGACCAGGAAAAAAUAAAAGACGAUGAGCAGAAAAAGGAAAAAAAAACCAAGAAGGAAAGGCCGGAGAGCAAGAAGAAGGAAGGAAGGGCACAAUUAUCGGCCUCCAAAUCGAUUAAAUCAACAGCAAGAUUAUCAAAACUGGAGACUAAAGUUACUGACGAACCAGCAUCACAACCGACUUUAGCGGCACCUGAGAGAGCACCUGAAGCUGAGCCAGUCGAACAAUUCUACAAGUUUACAGGCUAUAAUUUUGGAAAUGAUGUGGUUCGAGUAGCUGGUGAAGUCAAGUCUCUUUUCCCAGAUGAUGGGGGACACAUUCAAGUGAAAACCACCAACUUCUUACAUGGUUCAACAAUUAUUCAGGUAUGUGUCAUGAAGGAUGGUCACAAUUUCUUCACCUACAUCACAGAUCCCAUGAAGAACGUGGAGGAAAUAGUCGUGCCAGCAGUGAAAUCACAGUCAAACAUUUUUCAGGAAGACGAAGAAAGGAGCCACGUGUCACUCAGCAAGUUUGGGUCAUUCUCAGCUGUACUGGAUGAUGGAAUAAUCUUAACACUUAGUAAAGAUGUCCCUGAAAAGAAGCAGAAGAAAGUUAAAGAAGAUCCAAUAUUGGCUGAAAUUCUGAACAUCCCGCCAGUCCAACUCCCUCGGCCACCUUCCGUCACUCCAUUAUCCACUAUUAAAUUAGAGAAAUCCACCAAGAACAAAUCUACCUCAGGAAAAGGGAAGCAGAAGAAGGAAGCUGUUCUGAGUGUUCCAGUGGAUGAACCUCCACCACCACCAAAGGAGGAGCCAAAGGUGGAAACAGAGCUGCUCGAGAAUGAAGGUGAAGCCUUUCCAGAUGAUGUUCCAGAAGCUCCAGCAUUCUUGUGUUUGAACGCAUGUUCCCCAGAUGGACUGCUGGCAACAUUUUUCACUGGGUUCUCCAUAGGUAUUAACAGUGAAGACGAGUAUGAAGAAAGAAUACUGCUGCGUCAGAGCUAUCCCAUCAAAACGAAAGGCUUCCAGCCGUGUGAGUCAGCUCGGAAGUGGCCUGCAAUGCAGGAAGCAUCAAGAGUCAUUACACUCCAGGGAACAGUGGUGAAGUACAUGAUGGAUGGAUCCACUGAGAUUCUGUUUGCUGAUGGGACUGUGAGCAGAAGUCCAGAUUCAGGUCCUGUUUCCAUUCCCCAACCACCUGCAGACCAGCCUGAACCAGAAAAUCCAGAACCAAAGGAGGAGGAACCAACAAAAGUCAAUGAGGAAGUACCGAGGAAAGGAAAGCAUGGUCAUAUUGAACAACCUGUAUCACGUGCAGAAGAACUUCCUCCUCCAACACCAGUCCCUCCUCCAAUAGAACCUUUGCCUGGUACUUGGAUAACCACUACACCCAUUGGGUUAGUUAUCGGAACCAAAGGCACAGAGAAGUUGGAUAUAAAACCUAUCUUAGUCUACAAAGCCACAGACCCAGGAACUGGAGAGAUAAUGAUUACAAGACAGGACAAGGUAAUUACAGUGUUUGCAAAUGACAACACUAUGGUGGAACAUGCAGAUGGAACUAGGAUUACAACAUUCUUUCAGGAUAUCUCAAUCCCAGAUUCCGUGAUGCAAGAUGAAAAUGAAAAAGUGACCAGGUACGUUAAGUGCAUAAAGGUGGAGUGUGUGGGAUUUGCCACAGCGUUAAUGAACUGGGAUGACUGUUCCUGCUGUGCUGUGUUUGGAAACGGCACAACCAUCAUUGCCAAGCCGCAUGGACUCUACCAGGUUUUUCCAGCAAGUACGGGGACUCUUUUAAUUGACCAGGAUAGCAAUGCUGUAUACACAUCGGGGACCAAUAAUGAUGUUGGAAUGCUCACUACUAUCAAUCAAAUGGAACUGCAGUGCGGUGCUUAUUUUAUGAGAUGUGACUCACCAAUCAUCUGUGAGGUCAUGGAUCUAGAGAAAAAUUAUUUCCAGGUAAUGUUAGAUGGAAAUAUAUUUUCUACCAUUUACAAUGACAAGGAGGAGAGCGAUCACCAACUGGUUAAACAUGAACCCAUCACGUACAGCAAACACAGCCCAAGAUUGUUUAUUCUGCAUGCCGAUGGCUCAGGAACUGAAUUAUUACGAUCAAGUGACGUUGAAGAAUACAUAUAUCAAGCAUGCACCAAUUCAACUACAGCAGUGUUGAAAGAGCAGUUGCCAGAAUACCCAGGUGUCUUGGGGAUUACUUUUCUCAAACCAUCCACUGAGGAUAUUGGAUCACGCUGGUUAAUUAAGAAAGAUGUGGCUAAUAUUAUCCCCCCCAACCUUCAAUCAAGAAGAUGGGACACGUUUCCUCAGAGAGAAUGCAAGGUGCCAGGGCCUCCCGUCGGCAUGCAGCCCUGCGACCAGCCAGCAUCACAGCCAGUCUCCCCAACUCCUGUUGUCAUCAAGUGUCCCCCAGUCCUGGAAGUCCAUCAGCUCUUUCAAUACGAGCCCAUCAACAAAGAAAAGAAGCUCAUGAUGCAGAACUGUCUGAAGGAAUACAUAGAGCUUAUUCUACGGAGGGAGCGUGCGGAGCAUGAGAUGAUGCUGAAGGAACCACGCAGUGAAGAAGAGGUUGCCCACGCUGCUGAUCUACUCAAAUUGGUUCAGUCCUUCCCUGAAGAUGAUGUAUGCCACAUGGAAGAGAAGGAAGCAGGCAAAGUUGAUGUUGCCUCAAUUUAUGAGGAAGCGGUGGCAUCCACUUACAUGAAUAGACCAGAGAGGGACACAUGUGUGUGGACAAAAGUAGACACUGGGAGGACCACCAAACAAGAUUAUAUAUCCCAAUGGCCACAGAAAAUUGCACUAUACAGACAGGAGCUUGAAGAAGAAAAAGUCUCCAUACUGGCUCUGGAGAAUAUGAUUAUCCCACCAUACUUUCUUUCUGACGUGAACAAGGCUCUCGCCACAACCCAGGCAUAUGGUAUGAGUUAUUCACCCAAUCGCACAAUGACAGCUCCAAGUUCAUCAGAUUACCCUGAUUCAGAUGUGGGUGCUACAAACAGAUUACUCUACCAAACAUCACCCGAUGAUGCAGAGACUGGCACCUGUAGUCUUAAAAGAAGAGACAACCCACCUCAAGAGACAGUGGGUGCUCAGUACCAAAGUUUCACUGCAGAUGUUGCCAACAACACAACAAAGCCUUCCCCAUCCCAUGGAAUGGAGCCAGACACCUGCCCCCUCAAAAGAAGAGGCAGCCCCGCGCAUCAGGAGAUGACCUCUCAGUUUCCAUACCCCAAUACAGAUGUUGCCGACAGCCCAGCAAAGCCAACCCAGGCCCAUGGAAUGGAGCCAGACACCUGCCCCCUCAAAAGAAGAGGCAGCCCAACACAUCAGGAGGUGACCUCUCAGUUUCCAUACCCCAAUGCAGAUAUUACUAAGGGCCCAGCCCCAGCUCCAGCUCCAGCUCCAGCUCCCGGGAUGGAUUCCGGCACCUGCCCCCUCAAAAGAAAAGAAAGCUCAUCACCACAGGCGACAGUGAUCUCUCAGUAUCACGAUCCCAAUCCAGAUGUUACUCACAGCCCAGCAGAUCCAAUGCCAGCUCGUGGAAUGGGGACAGGCACUUGCAGCUUCCAAAGAAAAGAUAGCUCCACUCAACAUGCGAUUGUCUCUCAACAACUGUACUCCAGACAGGAAAAUAACAGACUGACACAGUCAGCUCCUGCUCAUUACUCAGUGGCGGACACAUGCAGCCUCAAGAGAUCAGGCUACCCAACACAGGAGGCUUUCGCACAAGGUCAAUGUUACAAUCCAGAAAACAAUAACGGACUGACCCAGCUAUCUGCCGCUCAUCACUCAGUGGCGGACACAUGCUGCCUCAAGAGAUCAGGCUGCCCAACACAGGAGGCGUUCCCUCAAGGUCAAUGUUACAAUCCAGCAAAAUCUGUUGGGCAUAGAAUUGUUGAACAGGACCAGUGCUCUCCGAAAUCAAACAACCCUUGCUCCUUGCACAAACCACUUUCCAUUCCUGCGAAUAAAUUGAAAGAUAUCGGGGCAAUGAAUGGAAUGGUGGAAUACAAGCCAGAAGAGUUACCAGGUGAUGGAAGUAACCUUAUAUUCCACAAAAGCCUGGUGCUUGAUGUAGCCAACCAGCCACGGAAGGAGAAGGUGAAACUUCCAGCAGCCAUUUUGAGUUCAAAGCCAUUUUCGCUGCCUAAUCAGAGGUUUGCAGUUAUAGAAGAGCCAGUCAGAAGAAAAGUCAAUACAGUUUCUGUUGCUGGACCUGUAGCGGGUGGUCUGUGGAAGGAACCAACACGAGGCUUUGAACUGUUCCCAAGGGAGGUUAAUUUUGGUAUCCUACAAGAAGGCUUCACCUACGCUUACACUAUUUUACUGAAGAACGUUGGAAUAGACUCUUGCAGAUUUCGAGUGAAACAGCCUCCACCAGCCACUGGACUCAGAGUGUACUAUAAACCAGGACCCGUAGCAGCAGGCUUGAAGACUGAUAUGGAGAUUGAGCUGUACGCCAUAGCGAUUGGUCUGGAGUGUACUGAAGGCGCAGGCUACCUUUGUCAUCACUUGGGCAUCCAGACUGAGGCAGAGGAAUUGUUCCUCCCCAUUACUGCAACAGUUUUAACAGAAAGCGUUUACAAGUGUAGACCGGUGGAAUUGCCAAAGGGUGGAAUGUGUGCAGGAGUGAGACUGAUGUGUACUGACCCCACCUAUCGCACAGACAUCACUCGUUCUCACAAAGUUCUGAAAACAGAUGCAGUUGGGAGCUGCGUCUCAUGUGGAACCUGACUUAUCAUGAAACGGACAAUUUUCAUGCAAUUUCCACCCAUUUUCAUGAAUUGCCUAACAAUUCAAACCAACCAUUGUUAAAACUUCCGAUGCAAACAUUUUCUUGCUGUGUCCAAAUAAAAAAUAAUGUAACCCCAAA
Molecule: messenger RNA, 7949 nt
Organism: Leucoraja erinaceus (little skate)
Lineage: Eukaryota; Metazoa; Chordata; Chondrichthyes; Rajiformes; Rajidae
Gene: spag17
Product: sperm associated antigen 17
Exons: 60
Coding region: 254-7810 (2518 amino acids)
Biological process (GO): epithelial cilium movement involved in extracellular fluid movement; axonemal central apparatus assembly
Cellular component (GO): axonemal central apparatus
Source: RefSeq, a predicted model, not a curated record